This is a messenger RNA of Arctia plantaginis, 2403 nucleotides long. The record is from the annotation of a GenBank genome assembly. NCBI's taxonomy places the organism in Eukaryota, Metazoa, Arthropoda, Insecta, Lepidoptera, Erebidae.
AUGCGAUGCUUUAGUUCUCUACUGUUUACAGUGGUCGGUGCGAGCGCGAGUGUCGCGUGUCCCCACCGAGCAUCGAUCCGCUCCGCCCAGCGCUCGCUCCUCCCACCUGCGGCCGCCGUCCCUCGCGUCCCUCGCUCCGCGCCCGCCCGCCGCACCGCCCUCACACCCCCGCACCGCUGGCCUUUGUCGCGCGCCGCCCGCGCGCGGUCACCUGUGUCGCAGGUCCUCAGUCGCAAAGCGGCCGCGUCGCGCGCCACCCGCUUCGCACUACGCGCGCUAUAUUAUGUCAGUGACGUGAUGGAAGGCAAAGAGUUCGGUGUUGUUCCCGGCUUGCCGGCUGGCCUGGACUAUUUUAUGAUGCCAAGAAUAUGUCAGCCCGCGCCUCAGUUUGACUUUCGUAAGCUUGGCGCUAGCUUCAGCGGCCGAGAUGACGACAAGAGUGAGGAUCGACGGUCACCCGAGUAUCUGCCUGACAGGCGCGACCCGCCGCCGGCGCCCUGGCCUCUCGGCCUCGGUGUACAGUUCGUCAACCCUGCGACCGGCAAGAAAAGAGUACAGUGCAAUGUUUGUCUCAAGACUUUUUGCGAUAAAGGAGCCCUAAAAAUUCAUUUUUCCGCGGUUCACCUACGAGAAAUGCACAAGUGUACAGUGGAAGGAUGCACUAUGAUGUUUAGUUCCCGAAGAUCAAGAAAUCGCCACAGUGCUAACCCAAAUCCUAAACUACACUCGCCGCAUGUGAGACGCAAGAUUUCAGCACACGACGGUCGGUCAGCUCAGCCUUUCCCACUGCUCCCUGCUUUAGCGAGAUUGCCAAUUCCUCCACCGGGACUUUUACCACCUGAGUUAGCUCGAUUGCCACCACCAAUGAACGGGGCUCCAGGACCAACUCCUUUGCCACCGCGUGUGCCUCUCGAUGAUCUCUGCAACUUCAGUGAAAUUGAGAAAAUGUAUAGAAAAUUACCGCAUCAUGACGAACCUUCACGCAAUGCUUUAAAUCUAGCUAAACCUCUUAAUGUAGACGAAGAUGAGUCUAAUAAUUAUAGUGAAAUUAACGAUGAUGUUUCUGAAGAUGAGCACAAAGAUAAUUCUGGUGAGCGGACUGAAUCUCCGGUAGUUCACAGGUUAAAUUAUGAAGAUGAGCCAGAGGAUUUGAGUGUAAAUAAAAACAAAGAAGAUACCAAACCCGAUGCUGUAAAAUCUAAUAGUGUAAGCCGUACUGACCCCACCGCUUCGGACGAUAAGACGUCGUCACUCGUUCCUAAUAAACGUAAGAGAAAGAGCGGCAACCCCACGCGGUGUUCACAAAACAACGAAUAUAAUGUAUCCGACGAGGAGUACCACGCAGAUUUAUUUAGAAACUUGUCGACUCCCGGCUCGAGUCGAGCUGAAGAAGAACCGUUGUCGUUAAAAAAACAAAAGCCUGAAAAUAUAGAGUCCUUUCAGAACCGUGAGGAAGCUACUGUGGAUUCGGAAUCAGUCACACGAGUUAAAGCUGAAAGUGAAUCGGACGAUGAAUCAAGUGCCCCUAGUGUAGUCCGCGAAGGUUUGAGAUUACGAUCCGAUCUCUAUACACCGAGCGACAGCGGAAGUGAUUUACAUGUGCUAGAAGAACGGUUAGCAAGAGCGCGGUCACCGUCAGCUAGCAGCGACAGAACGGAUGAUAAGUCAGAUAUCAAUGACCUAGAAAUUCCUAUAGACGACGAGAACCCCGAUCGGUGUACUGCUUGUGGAAAAAUAUUUCAGAACCAUUUCACAUUGCGUAUGCAUUACAGAAACGAUCAUUUAAAAUUGCUCCACCCCUGUGAAGUAAAUGGUUGUGACGCUGCCUUCCCUUCUCGGCGCAGUCGAGAUAGACACAGUUCGAAUGUAGACCUACAUAGACGGCUGUUGUCAACAGGCUCUCCGGAAGGACGGGAGCAAAAACCUGAUUUUGAGGUAAAUGCUGAACUUCUAAAUAAACUGUAUUCGGAUAUCAAGGGCCUGGCAUCAACACUAGAAAGUCUACGGUACGGACGUAAUGAAGAGGCCACACCACUUCCUAGCUAUGUAACCGAAACAAUGAAAUUUUACAGUCGGAACUUGAGUGCGUUGCAAGCGGGGUUUUUCCCACAAUUCGGUGAUCGAGGGUUUUUUCCGACGCCAUUUCUGAUGGGUAAUGGCAUGCCUCCAGCUGGUGGGCCGUACGGUGCUGCAGCAGGUGCACAAUCGGUUCGAGAGUCUCUGUCACCAUUGUCUGCGUCUUCGCCUCCGGUAAUCUCUCCGGGACGGCUGGACGCGGCACACGCACGCCCUCGGGACGAUGCUAACCUGCUUUUUCGUGAGAGCUCAGAAUCAUUCAAAAAGAUGACGUCACUAUGUGAACGCCAAGAACAACUGUAUCAGCACCAUGUACCGGUGUCAUGA